AUGCCAAGCAAAGCCCUUUCUCAAAACUUUGAAGAUCUGCAGCCGGUGGUUAUUGCAGGAUGUGUUAUCCAGUCAAGUUAUGCACUGGUAGAAAAUGGAAUCGAUGCAACUUUGUCUGAUCUUAUUCUUCCUGGAUUCAUGAACUUCUUUGGCCCAGGAUUAUGUGCUAACAUAGUCUAUAAACAAGCAGAGUUGUCGAGAAUGUCUCUUAUAUCAUACUUCAUCGGGAUAAUUAUCUUCUCAAUAUUUUCCCAGAUGAGAAUCUUGUGGAUAUCGACAGCUAUAUUCCCUGUGAUAGGUAGGGGCUUUAUGCUCAUUACCUUAAAAAACAACAACAAGCCUUUCCAUUUGGUUAUUGCAUGGCUAAUGGCUCUAGAAAUGUCAGGAGUUCUUAUGCAAAAACUGCUUUUUAACAAGAGGAUGAAGGUUAGUGGAGAUAAAGCAGGGGAAAUAUUCAUUCUAAUCUUAGGACUAGGGUUGGGAAGGCUGUAUCGCCUUCCUGAUUACACAAUGAUGCUAGUGGUUUUCCUAGUUGCACUUGGGCCUUUUGUCCAAUAUAUGUUUUCACUACCUCUCUUUUCGCAGAAGAAACAGAAGAAGGAAAGGGGUAGAUAUCCAAGAAUCAAACUCCCAAAGAGGAAGGCAGCUCAGAAGGCUCAAGAUACACUCAAGCAGGCAAAAUGA
Molecule: messenger RNA, 684 nt
Organism: Encephalitozoon romaleae SJ-2008
Lineage: Eukaryota; Fungi; Microsporidia; Unikaryonidae
Exons: 1
Coding region: 1-684 (227 amino acids)
Source: RefSeq, a predicted model, not a curated record